Messenger RNA from Exophiala aquamarina CBS 119918, 2076 nucleotides. RefSeq lists its product as uncharacterized. Gene Ontology annotation, biological process: positive regulation of proteasomal ubiquitin-dependent protein catabolic process; protein polyubiquitination; ubiquitin-dependent protein catabolic process. The transcript has a single exon. Gene Ontology annotation, molecular function: ubiquitin protein ligase activity; zinc ion binding; ubiquitin conjugating enzyme binding. The record is from RefSeq and is a predicted model, not a curated record. Bases 1 to 2076 code for a protein of 691 amino acids. Gene Ontology annotation, cellular component: cytoplasm; ubiquitin ligase complex. NCBI's taxonomy places the organism in Eukaryota, Fungi, Ascomycota, Eurotiomycetes, Chaetothyriales, Herpotrichiellaceae.
AUGAACGAUGACACCGACUCGACCGACGAUGAACGAAGAGAGGAACUUUCCUCCAUCGCCUCGAUCUUCCCUGAGCUGGUCACUGAUCCCGAUGAUUCAUACACUGCAACUCUCGAGCUACCAGUGACACCCAUCGAGCCUCUCCGGAUAUUCUUCAAGCCCGCUGCUGACGGUGCGCUCUUGACGCCUCCUACUUCGACCGAACAAGAUCAUGAUGACUUAGGUGUGAAACCCCAAGUCCAGAAGGGCCUCCAGCUCGACUCCCACGAUCUGUCCCACCUGCCACCCUUGACCCUCCGUAUCAAUAUCCCUGGGGGUUACCCGGCCACUCAACCUCCAACUGUGUCAGUGUCGGUUUCCCCUCCUUGGCUGUCCCAACCUGUUCUGAAAAGACUGAGUGAGGACUGCGCGAGGUUGUGGGAAGAGGUGGGGAAAGACCUGGUCUUGUACACCUACAUUGUCCAGCUGCAGGAGGAGGCGGACAGUGCAUUCGGUCUCGCAGGGACCGACUUACAAUUAUCGAGUGACCUGAAAUUGGCACUACUGGAUUUUGAUCUCAAGACGAAGCGAGAGCAUUUCGACAAGGGCACCUUUGAUUGCGGCAUCUGUUUAGAGCCUAAGAAAGGCAUCAAUUGCCACAGACUCACGCUGUGCGGCCAUGUCUUCUGCGUGACAUGCCUUCAGGAUUUCUACAAGAGCUGCAUCACCGAGGGCGAUGUCAACAAUGUCAAAUGCUUAUCUCCAACCUGUGGAAAGAAAAAGCCGACAAAGCCCGAAGAGAAUGGCCGACCAUCUAAAAGACAGAAGCAAGAUCGAACACUGAAUCCGAGCGAGUUGCUUCAGAUCCCAAUUGACCAGGAGCUUGUUCAACGCUAUGUACGGCUAAAGCGCAAAAAACGGUUGGAGGCUGACAAGAACACCAUCUAUUGUCCUCGGCAAUGGUGUCAAGGUGCUGCUCGAACCAAAAAGCACCCGAAACCUAUUGAUCCUAUGAAUGACACAUUCGAAGACUCCUCGGAAUCUGAAGGAGAGCAACCACGGCCUGAUGAUCUUGAGAGCCUUCCUAUGGCCGAGCGCUUGUGUGUCUGCGAAGAUUGUUCCUUUGCUUUCUGCUGCGUUUGCCGUAAAGGUUGGCAUGGCGAACUUGCACGAUGUAGUCCACGCCGACUGCAAGAACUUACCGAAGAAGAAUCUGCUUCGGCAGCAUACCUUGAGAAAUACUCGACACCCUGUCCAACAUGUGAUGCACGAGCGCAAAAGACCUUGGGUUGCAAUCAUAUGAUUUGUUUCAAUUGCAAAACCCAUUUCUGCUACCUCUGCUCUAGUUACCUGAUGGCCGACAAUCCAUAUUCACAUUUCAACGAUGAAAAGAGUCAGUGUUAUAUGCGGCUCUGGGUUCUCGAAGCUGGUGAUGGAGAGGGUGUUGAUAUUGAUGCUCAUUUCAGGGCUAUUUGGGGAGAACACGGGGAAGGAGUUGAGCCUGAGGUCGACGACGAUGACUUCGAACCGGAGAUCUUGGAGUUCAUAGAAGAAGAUGGAGACGACACGUCCGACGAAGAACCUGCUCCAGAUGUUCGACGAAAUCGCGAGAUGCAUAUUGAAAUCGUCAAUUUCGGGCGCCCUGGCGCUCAGAAUCCACAGAGAUUUAUGCUACCUGAGCGACCCCAAGCUGUUGCAGCACCUCCACCUCCAGCGGCACCCAAUCCUCCACUCCCGCGACACGGUCGGCGAGGACACGGUCAACAAGGAAACAGACAACGCGCCAUGCAGAACGAGCCUGCUCGCGCAAACAGAGAAGCGCGGAAUCAGCCACUGGCACAACCUGUUGCCCGUGAGAUGAAUCCCGAUGCUGGGGACAAUGAACCCGAACCUUUACCUGGCAUGCUUCCACUGGCAGCACCCGGACAAGGCAACAACCUGGGCUUCGCACAAGGACUAGAGCGAUUUCUACGGCUUGCGCAAGACGACCAGGAAGACGAAUGGGAUAGUGACGAGCUCGAUGAUGACGGUGGCAGGUUCAACGGACCUGAUUAUCUGGAACCUCUGCCUAGGAGAAGAGGAAGGGAGUGGGCUUAA